UUGCCAGAGAAAUUACAACGAGCUGACAGGAGAUAAAGAAAUGAUGGAGAAAGAGGAUAGUGAGGAGAAAGAGAUCAGCGAAAGGCCAAAAUGGGACAAUAAAGUCCAAUAUCUGCUCACCUGCAUAGGUUUUGCAGUGGGACUGGGAAAUGUGUGGAGAUUUCCAUAUUUGUGUCAAACCUAUGGUGGAGGUGCAUUUCUGAUUCCUUACCUCAUUGCCUUGGUGCUGGAGGGACUUCCUCUGCUCCACAUGGAACUGGCCAUCGGACAGCGACUCCGUCUGGGAAGUGUUGGAGUGUGGAAUUCAAUCUCACCAUACAUGGGAGGUCUAGGUGUGGCUUCCAUGAUGGUGUCCUUCCUGGUUGGUAUGUUCUACAACAUGAUCUUGGCCUGGAUCCUCUGGUACUUCUUCCACUCCUUUCAGAAUCCACUGCCCUGGAGGGACUGCCCAGUAAACCUGAAUCAUACUGCUUAUAUAAGUGAAUGUGAGAAGAGCUCAUCUGUGAAUUACUUCUGGUAUCGCGAGACGCUGAACAUAACGCCCAACAUCCAGACCAGCGGAUCCUUGGAGUGGUGGCUGGUGUUAUGUCUUGCAUCUGCUUGGUGCUUCGUGUACAUCGGCUUUGUUCGUGGAAUUGAGUCUAUUGGAAAGGCUAUUUACGCCACUGUCACCUUCCCAUAUCUUGUUUUGACCAUCUUCCUGAUCAGAGCCUUGACUCUGCCUGGAGCAACUGACGGCUUAGUUUAUCUCUUCACUCCAAAUUGGAACACCUUGAAAAAUCCUGAGGUCUGGUUGGAUGCUGCUACUCAGAUCUUCUUCUCCUUGUCGUUAGCCUUUGGGGGACUUAUUGCUUUUUCUAGCUAUAAUCCUCAGAAGAAUAAUUGCGAGAGUGAUGCCCUGAUCGUUGGCUGUGUGAACAGUUUUACGUCAAUAUAUGCAUCAAUUCCUAUUUUUGCCAUUCUUGGAUUUAAAGCUAAUGAAAACUACAACACCUGCCAAAACUGGAACAUAUUACAAUUGACAAAUGCAUUCAACAUUGGAGAUGAAAACAUAACUGUUGAAAACUAUCAAGAUUGGUUUAACCAUCUGAAUGCAACUGAUCCAUCAGAGGUCGAAAGCCUCGAUUUGAAGACCUGCGAUCUACAUACUUUCCUGGAACAGAGCGCCUCAGGAACCGGACUGGCCUUUAUCGUGUUCACUGAAGCUGUGAUAAACAUGCCGGGAUCGCAGGUCUGGGCGGUGCUCUUCUUCAUCAUGCUCUUCUGCCUGGGUCUGUCCUCCAUGUUUGGGAAUCUUCAGGGAGUUCUGACUCCUCUGAUGGAUCUGCACCUGAUUCCAACCUGGAUGCCGAAGGAAAUUUUCACAGGGUUAAUCUGCCUCGUCGCCUUCACCAUCUCCCUCAUCUUCACAUUGGGCUCCGGAAACUACUGGCUGGAGAUUUUCAACAACUAUGUGGGCUCCAUGCCUCUGCUCAUCAUAGCCUUCUUUGAGAUCAUCACAGUGGUGUACAUCUAUGGAAUAAACAGGUUUAACGAUGACAUUGAGUGGAUGUCAGGACGGAGACCGAACAUCUACUGGCAGGCGACGUGGCGUUUUAUCAGCCCCCUCUUGCUUUUGGUCGUUUCUGUGGCUUACGUUGUGAUGCAGGCUGAGAAAUCGCCAACGUACAGCACCUGGAACCCAGAUUACAUGUACUUCCCCCUUGCUGAAGUUUUGCCCUAUCCUGGAUGGGUUGUUGCUAUCUGUGGGCUCCUAUCUGCCAUUCCUGUCAUCUCCAUCCCUCUCGUGGCUCUCUACAGAUUCGUAGGCUUCUUGAAGAAUUACAUCAAGACGAGGCAUAAUCAAAAUCCGUAUGCAAAUGAAGUUUCCAAUGGGGACUUGUAAAUGGAAAUGUUAAGCUGCUUUAUCUGAUCAUGAUCACCAGUGGUGCUGUCAUUUAAUAACUUCUUAUUGUGUAUAUUCAUGGGGAAACAGAAAGAUUUUACUGAGUAGUUUGAUGUUUUUUCCCCCCAUCUUUUAUAUUAAACUGACAUUUAGUAUAAACUACAAUAUGAUCACUAGUACAGCAUUCUGGAAGUUGCAGCUAUAAUUUCAGUUACUUCCCAAAUGAAAUCAUUAAUUUGGUCUUAAUUUAGUGUGUUCAUACAGGUAUGAAAAACGCAGACAGCGUCAGCCGGAUCAAAUCAAUGCAGGACAAUAUCCCUGAGAAGAAUACGAAUCACCACCGGCUGGAACUGAAUGUCACAGUUGUGCUGUUAUUUGAUUAAAAGAAGACAACAGUUAAUUUCCGGUGUUGAUGUUUUGAAUGGGAACAAGUGGAGCGUGAUGGAUAAGCUGUCCGAAUGGUUUGUGAUAAGCAAAUUAUUCAUUUUGAUUUUUCAGUUAAGAACAUUAAUAAAAAUAUCUGUACAAGCAA
Messenger RNA from Acanthochromis polyacanthus (spiny chromis), 2417 nucleotides. Its product is annotated as sodium-dependent neutral amino acid transporter B(0)AT1-like. NCBI's taxonomy places the organism in Eukaryota, Metazoa, Chordata, Actinopteri, Pomacentridae. Gene Ontology annotation, cellular component: plasma membrane. The record is from RefSeq and is a predicted model, not a curated record. The transcript has 12 exons. Gene Ontology annotation, biological process: sodium ion transmembrane transport. The coding region runs from base 41 to 1885 and encodes 614 amino acids.